This is a messenger RNA of Drosophila persimilis, 4356 nucleotides long. RefSeq lists its product as uncharacterized. Lineage: Eukaryota; Metazoa; Arthropoda; Insecta; Diptera; Drosophilidae. The record is from RefSeq and is a predicted model, not a curated record. The coding region runs from base 1180 to 2256 and encodes 358 amino acids. The transcript is spliced from 8 exons. Gene Ontology annotation, molecular function: protein binding.
CUCCGAUCUAGGCAGUUACAGAGUAUUUUGGUUUAAUACCCAUUCCGCACUAUGAUAUAUUCAACGAUUAAAGAAUCUACAACGAAGAGAGAGACAGAGCCAGUCUGCCUCUGAAAGUAUUUAUAUUCUUAGGAAGAGAGUGUUCAAACUAUUCUCUGAGCUUGUAACGGUUGCGGUUGGGCAGUACUGAUCCAGGGUAGGUUAUUGCUAUGGUGCUCGGGUAUAUCGCAAGCAAUAACCUUGGGCCAAUUAUCGCUGCAGGGCAUAGCAUAGUUGGCGUGGGUGCAGGCAAGCUCGAAGUAGGGAACAGCUGAGCGAAGCUUCCGUAAGUGCUGUGCAGCGCAUCGCAACGAAGCUUUCGACGCCGAUCAUUAAGAUCGGUAAGCUCCUAUUUAAGCAGUGCAAAAGCAGCAGAGCGUUCUCUUUUGAAAAUUGGAAUCUGUGCAGCUAGUGAUUAUCUCCGCGUCGGUAGCAAAUAUAUAAAACGGAACGCCUCGCCUCCAAGAGUUUGUUUUGUCGCCAACCCGUGCGUCACACAGCUCUGCCAGGAGCAAACAGCACUCGUGUCUCCGUGGAAAAGUCGGAAAACUGGGCCCUGGCCACGAUCGGUAGUCCACCCAGCUCUCACAAAGUUCUGCCCCCCACACCAAACUCCCACCCUUGACGGGAGUACUCUUCGAGAGUCUACCUUGGUGUGGGGCCGAGAUUGUUUUUCCUCCUCUGGAAAUCGUGGGAAAGUCCACCUGCCCGGCUACAUAAUCUCCACCGGCUAUAACCCUUGCGCCAUCCCGCACGGACGCGCAUAGAGCGCAUAAUCCUAGCGAUCACCCCCCCUCAUUUACCAAUCCCCCUCCGACCUGGGCACACAUUAACCUUGUUUCCACAGCUCCACAACGAAAGGCGCCUUUCAGCGAGGGACCACUGUAUUGAAGCUAACGAAAUUGGAACGAGGAUAAAAUCCGUUAAUGUCCAUCGCGCGAAAUGAGGAGACAGCCGCUCCAGCGAGGAGGAGGAAAUUCAUAAAUGAAAGCUCCUAAUUGCCGAAGAAUGACGGACUAAGGGGAACAAAAGCAGAGCAAACUUUUCGGCCACAAACAUCAGCAGCGGCAGCGGCUGCGGCAGCGGCAGCGGAAUCGGUGGAACCGCGAAAAUUGUGCCACCGCAGAGGAAGCGCAGAGGAUGCUGUUAAUGCCCACAUCGUGUGGGCCGGGGCCACCCGCGGGCCCCAAUGGCGCGGGAGCUGAUGGCGGCGGCCCAGCGGAGGUCGCCCGACGAAGGACGGCGGCAUCGGGCAGUCCCAAAUGGCUGCUAAUGCUGCUGAUGCUCUUUGCCAUUCUCGCCCGGAUGCCGCACAGCCAGGUGGCGGCUGAGAAGAGCAAGCACUAUUACAUGCAGUCGCUGUGCAAGAAUCACUUUCUGCAGCAGCUCUACCGUAAGAUCGACGGAGCCGUACUCUGGUCGCAGAACGAGCGCAAUCUGGACUGCAUCAUCACGUUCCAGACGCACUCGGUGCUGCAGCGCUUCAUGCUCCGCUUCGACAUGCUCCAGCUGGACUGCAACGACCACCUGCUGGUCUACGACGGAGCCCAUGCCGUCUCCACGCCCAAGAUCGACAUCUCGUGCCGGAACACAAAGAACACCGUCAACGCGCUGCUGACGCGCACGAAUUUCGUGACCCUGAAGUACGUGACCGACGGCUGGGGCACAGAUGUGAACGGCUUCAAGCUGGUGAUAACAUCGGUCAAGGAUCCCAAGCACACCUGCAAGGACUUCACCUGCGCCACGCGCGAGUUCUGCAUACAUCCCGAUCUGCUCUGCGACGGCGUCAAUCACUGCGGAGACAACUCGGACGAAUCGGUGCAGAACCUCUGCCAGAGCGAGGCGAGCAGCACCGUGUUCGGAAUGGACAUGACCUGGUUCGUCCUCAUCGUUGUCGGCGUCCUGCUCGUCCUGAGCGCGCUCAUCGUGGCCGUGGCCAUCUGCGUGUGUCGGCGCCAGGACGAGAAUGCCUCCAACCAGAACACCGCUCUCCAGCUACACCACAAUGCGGACACAAAUGGGUCGUCGAAACAUCUGCACUACCAUGGCAUUAGUGUCGGCGGUACGCUGACGAGGGAGCACACACAACUGCCACCACAGUCGGGAAACUGGCAUCACCCUGCGGGACCAUCCGGGUACCACCGCAUUCCACACAACUACUUGAAGAUGGCCACCAAAGUCCGUCCCAUUUGGUGCUUGGCAAAUUCCGUCAAUUAGGUCAAGAUCUUUCACAAAACUCUGCCGGCCUCAGCCAGACGAACAUUGCCGGCUCCGGCAAUCACCAGAGCGCCAAUGCCGCCAAUGCCGGUGCCGCCCAGAAGGACGAAUGGUUCGUCUAGGAUCUGGCAACAUCGUGGCACGAGGGCACUGUGAAGGAACGGAACCAAUUUGACUUGAGCACAAUAAUCUGUACUUGAAUAAGUAAAAUUAUGGAUAUUUGCAGAGCAUUAAAUGAAGACUGUACGACUAUACUUAACAACAAAACAAUGUGGACAUCACCGCGCAGGGUGUAUUAUUAAGAGAUCUCUAUGCGUACCCAAGCAGAAUCUCGAAAGCGUUGGGCAGGUGGUCGGAGUACACACGGAGUACUCCGGCCACUCUGUCGGAUAACCAAUGCAACUGUACAUAGUUUAUAAAUACGAAAAUAUCAUUUAAAGGAUUAAUAUUACAAGCUGGCUAAAAACAGAGACACAGAACAGAGAACAGAGAACCCCAUAUCCCUGAAACGUAUAGGUCGAAUAACUAGGGAGUCCUCGUCUUAAUUUGUUGGCAUUUAUUUACUAGAAUAAUUGUACCAUGCGAUUGUACCAUGUGCUCGUAUCGUAAGAAUAGACAACCAUUACAUUAGACUUCAAUUAUUGCUCUUUGAUUAUCGUCUUAGUUGGCAUUGCGGGUUGCUGCGUUUAAUGUAUGUACAAAAGGACAAGAGUUCUUCAGUUUAUCAUCAGAGUCAUAGUCAGAGGUAGAGUCAACAAUCUUAAGCAUUUAAACCAAACCGUAAGAAGUAUUAAAGAUCAACGAAAACACUGUCAUUGGAAUACAACUUCCGCAAGCCUGGUAUUUAAGGUGUUUUUACAACAAAAAUUAAACAGCAAAAUGGACACAAGAAGGACUCAACAAAAACAAGGGAUGUACAUAGGUAGCCGACAAUAUACAUACAUACAUACAUCAAUACUCGUAAUUAACGAAAAUGCAUUAAGACAUUGCAGAAACAGGAGGAGGAUACUUCUUACUUGCUGUCCACCUGUCCACCUGUUCAACUUCAUAUCCCACUUCCAUUUGUCCACACGAGAGCCGGAAACGACUCUGCAGACUUUCACGAAUCAUCCAAGAACCGAAAAAAACAAACCCAAUGCUAACGGAUAUAUUCUGAGACAUUAAGGACAAUACAGUGAAAACUUUUGCUUUUGAUACAACUCAAUUGAGAACACAAGGGACAUGCGAGUGCAUUUGUAACCUACAGAAGAGUGUCCGAAUCGAAUACAAUUUUCUACAAUCAACCAGAGAACCAGAGGAAUUCUACACUAAAUUAAACAAAAUAAAACAAAAAAAAACAAAACAAAACAAAGUACAUACACAGAGAGUUGAACAUUUUGCUACAAAAUCGAAUGAUAACGAUCAUAUACUUAUACAUAUUGACGAUGCAAUGGAAUGGAAUGGAAUGGAAUAAAGCUCGAGAAAAACCAAAACUAAAAUGCUUCAAAAUGAUUGUAGUACUUCCCGCCGUUAAUAUUUUUUUAAUAUAUCAUACAUACUACAAAUACAAACAAAAACUAAUACAAAAUACAAAUACAAAUCUAAAUAAUAAUACUUAUCCUAAGAUCCGUACGUAAGAGCCCCUUUCCGCUGCUAGAAUUUGUCUUUCAAAAUAUGUACUUCCAUAGGCCGGCCAGUUAGCAAGCCCCCGAGUUCUUUAUGGUUCUUCAAUCUAAUUUUCUGAAACACACAAAAACCACAACAACAAAACAACCAAUCAAAUUUGUUCGUUUGCUAAUAGAGAAAAUUCAUCUAGAAAUAUCCGAAAGUAAAUGCUAUUCCAGCGAGUACCGUACCACGACAAAUCGGAGGGGAUACGGGAAUAAAUGCGAUUUUGUCAAAUUAAAUUAGUUUUGUACUUAGCAGUAAUGAAGGCCCCUAAAGCUAAAUUGAAUACCUAGGCACCUAGGACUGCUAGGACUGCUAGGAAUACUACCUAGGCAUAAUUUCCGCUGAAGGUACCAGUUGAUCAGUUAUGUAUCUUAACUCUCGUUUUGCCCGUGCGUCUUAUAUAAAUCUAUAAUCGUAAAUUAUAGCAAAAUGGUAUUAUGAUAAAUUGAA